Lytechinus pictus (painted urchin) is the source of this 5628-nucleotide messenger RNA. Its product is annotated as spermidine synthase-like. Gene Ontology annotation, molecular function: catalytic activity. The record is from RefSeq and is a predicted model, not a curated record. NCBI's taxonomy places the organism in Eukaryota, Metazoa, Echinodermata, Echinoidea, Temnopleuroida, Toxopneustidae. Bases 224 to 916 code for a protein of 230 amino acids. The transcript is spliced from 8 exons.
GUAUUUCAGUGUGUGCGAUACAGACGAUCAUUCGAAACCCGAUCUUUUUUAAGCAUAACAGAAGUGAAAAUUUCUCCUUUUACUGCUUACAAAUGACAGAGCUACCCUCAAUUUUUAGGAAAUAUGACACUACAAGAAUUUUCAUUGCAAGACGUAUGGCAAUGUUUUGGUGUUGGAUGGCGUCAUUCAGUGUACAGAGAGAGAUGAAUUCAGCUACCAAGAAAUGAUCACCUUCCUUGCCCUGAACUCUCACCCAUGCCCUGAGAAGGUUCUGGUAAUAGGCGGGGGUGAUGGAGGGGUCAUCCGGGAGAUCGUCAAACAUCCAGAUGUGGACUCUGUUACACAGUGUGAAAUUGAUGGGUGUGUUGUAGAAGUUUCCAAGAAGUACCUACCUAACAUGUCUGCAGGAUAUGACAGCCCAAAGCUUACACAACAUAUAGGUGACGGGUUCGCCUUCAUGAAAGAGAACAAAAAUGCCUUUGAUGUCAUCAUCACGGAUUCAUCAGAUCCUGUCGGACCUGCUGAAAUGCUCUUUGAGAAGGAAUACUAUGAGUUAAUGAGGAGUGCUCUAAAACCAGGAGGAAUCGUCAUCACUCAAGGAGAAUCAUUAUGGCUCCACCUGGAGCUGAUCAAGUCAAUGCAGAAGUUCUGUCGUACGUUAUACCCAGUAGUAGACUAUGCCUUCACAACGGUACCCACGUACCCUUCUGGUCAGAUUGGCUUUACUCUCUGUAGUACGAAUCCAGACACGAAUUUCGGAGAACCUUUGAAGAAAUUAUCCGACGAGCAGAUCAAAAAGAUGGGACUAAGGUAUUACAACUCUGACGUACACAAAGCUGCAUUUGUUCUUCCUCAGUUCGCAAGAGAGGCACUCCGGGAGAGCAGUGAAAACGGAGCUAUGGAGGACGAUGCCUAAUUGGACAAGAUAGAUCACUUACAUGUACAUGCUGCAAAGUGAGACCACACUUUUUCAUCUCGUAUCCUGGUCCUGUUUCAUUGAGGCUUGUUAUGAGAACAAAUAUACACGAUUUCUGUGACAAGUUUACCAUCAGCCAAUCAAAUUGAAUGAUUUUAGUAGCUUUAAACUGUUAUUGCAAGUUUGUUUUUACAAGAAGUUUUAUGAAACAGGCCCAUGAAGUCAAGCUAAAGCUUCGUCUUGAAGCUGGAAUAUUGUUAUGGGAGAUUCCUAUGACCCUGUUCUCAUUGCAGUCCUAAAACUAGUUUAGUGGAAACUACUUUAAGGUGUAAUGGGAAUGCUUGAAGCAGCCUUGGAAGCGAUCUUAAGUGGUGUUCCAAACCAGUUUGGAAAACCACCUUUCGAUGUGGAUUUCAUGAUCGCUUUGCCUUGUUGAACUGAUUUUAGGGUAGGUGAGGACACAACCGUCUUUCGGGAAACGAUCUUCAAACAUGUUGGGCGAGCUACUCGACACGUUGUGUGUAGAAUGUCUAUACACGGCAGUUUUGAAUUUCACGUGAAACAUGUGACCUCAUUGAGAGCAUUCCUGUAGCAACAAGACCGUCUUACAUGAACUUUUGGGCCAUUAAAUGGGAAUGCUAGCAAAGUGAUCUUCCGAAUUGGUUUCCUGAACCGGUUUCCACUCUUCUAGUUUUAAAACUGUAAUGAGAAUGGAGUCUAUAUAGUGGCCCCUAUGUCACAGUUACAACAGCAAAAUUGAUUGAUGGUCUAUCUUUAGAAAUAAUUAUCCGUUCUGUCAGUUGAAUUUGGUUCCACCUGUGGCAUUAUUCUGAAAUUAUUUUCUUGUUCUUGCAUAGGGUUCAGGUAUUUUUGCUCAGGAACUUGAACUUACCUUUUGUUUACCAGUAGGAUGGGAAAUUUCUAAUUUUUCAUGAAAAUAAAAAUCAUGGAAAAUAAUUUGUUCAAUAUUUUUGACAAAUAUAUAUUUUUUAAUUCAUUUGCAUGAAUAACACUUACUUAAUAUGGUCCGAUGGUAGUGGGUUUGACCCCUCUCAAGUGUAUGAAUUCACAUUGUGAUAGUAUUAAAUAUCAGCUCUGUAGAUCUGAGUGUAGUAUGACCUUUCAUGUGCAUGUUCUUGAAUAUUACAAAUAAAGAACUUUUCUUGUGUUAUGGUGACUGUAUUGGCUUUGAGGCUUUUUAACAACAUAUAUGUUAAUAUUAUUGAUAACAAUGUAUUUUCUUUUAGGUGUAUUUGUUUUUGCUUCGGUGGUGAAAUUUCACUCAUUAAAAAAUUGGUUUCCACAGGUGAGGAUAUCAUCCCCCGGGGGGGGGGGGGCACUCAAAUUAUUUUUUGAUGGGGGUGUGCAUAUUUGUUUUUUGCUUCGGUGGUGAAAUUUCGCUCAUUAAAAGAUUGGUUUCCAUAGGGGAGGAUAUCAUCCAGGGGGAGGGGGGUGGCAGUCAAAUUAUUUUUUGAAGGGGGUGUGACUCACGAAACUCUGAAAUGGGGAUCUAAGGAACUGACUAAAAAGGUAAAGUACAGGGAUCUUGGGAUGGGAAGUAAAUAUAUACUGCGCAGUGUGAAAAACGGUCUACGGAACGGGAUCACGGCACUGUAGGUACGGUGCACCAUAGCGCUCUGCAUGCGCCAACCAUGCAUGGAGCGGCUACUAGUUACCGGUAUAUGUAGGGAGUUGCGAAGCCGUACCGAAUGUGCAUCUCUCACAUGCGGUGCGGGGCUGGGCGGCUUUUGUCAUUUGGAGUAUCUAGAGAACUGAAAAUUAGGUCUGAAAAAGGGGGUCAUAUGUGAGAGCCCCACCCCCCCCCCAGAUAUCAUCUGUAAAAGAUAUCUUUAUAGGUUGGCAUGGUAUACAUAUUAUCAGAAUACCGCCCCCAGUUUUGCCCCCACCCACCAUAGGUGGUUGCCGGAGGCAUUGGCCUGAAUUCACAAAGGUGGUUUUGUAAACCUACGGUUGAGUCCAUGGUUUAUGCAGAUUUACUGUAUAAAUUACGCUUAUUUACAGAGUAUAUUAAAAAAUGUCCAUUGAUGAUGCGCGCUUUUGUCACAGUGCACCAAAUUGAUGCCUCUUACCAUAGUUAAAGAGUGGACUCAUUAAUUCUAAACAGUGGACUCAUGAAUAAAAUAGCAUGGAUAACCAUGGCAACAGGCGUCAAUUUGACGCACUGUAAGAAAAGCGUGGAUCAGCAUUGGACAUUUUUUAAUAUACAUGGUAAAAUAACCGUAAUUUUAACAGGAAAUCUGCAUAAACCAUGGACUCAACCGUGGGUUUUCAAAACCACCUUUGUGAAUUCGGGCCAUAAUGUUUUUGAGUUGUCUUUCCUGAUUUCUUUUUCGAUAUCGGUUCAGAGAACUAUUCAUGUAUUUGAAAUAUAUUCUGAAUAUAUUCAGUCAAUUUAUUUCAUACAAACUGUUUAAUUUUUUUUUUCUUGGAAGGAAUUUCAUGUUAAUGUGGAAACCCACUCAGGGAUUUUUUGACUUAUGAGAAGUCAAUCCUAACUGUUUGUGAAAAAUAUACUCAACUGGUUCACCUUGAUGAAUUCAAUUUAAAAUUGGUAUUCAAGGUCAAGCAAUGUGAGAAACAGCUUGUUAAAACGUCCAUACAUGUCUUGAUUUGGUUUGGUUGCAUUGUGUGCAUCACACAAGAUUUGUGUAUUAAAAGAAGAAGUUUAUGCUAAAAAGAGUGCUCUCUCUUAUUUUAGUUUUUUUUGUAUUUUAGGAAAUGUUACUCUUCUUAACAAUGUCAUUAUAUAAUUGAGAGAUUUAUUAUUAUCUUAUUUUAUUAUUUUUUUUUUUUAGGGGGGUAUAUGCAGCUAUGCUUUUAAUGUUCUUAAUGUUCAGUAUUUUGCAAUUUAGAAUGAAGACACGCUGGUACCACUGUAACAUAUCGAAGCAUGAGAGUAAAAAUUCUCUACAUGACCCGGGAAUAGUUACAGAAAGAGAUCAUCAUGAGAGCAGCAACUAAAAGAAUUCAAGCACACAGAGCUCUGUCCUUUUGUUACCAUUCCUUCAUGUGAGAAUAUAUCGUGCUGACCAAUUCAGUAAUCAUGUAACGUAAUGUUUAAAAUGACCAUGAUAUGAAUGUCUAGAUAUUGAAGGACCCGAUAAUGGGCAGUGCCCUGUGUAAUGAAGGGUUGUGAUCGAUUCAUCGAUUACAAAUAUGCAGAGCCUGCAGUGCCAACGUCUAGAAAGUAUACAUCAGGGACUCAGGGGGGGGGGUGUUUCGUAAACUUACUGACUUGUGACAGUGACUUAAUGUGUGAUGUCUCUGGUGAUGUUUUCUCAGGAGCUACUAAUGAUAAAAUGGACUUACGACCCUUUCUUGUAGUAAAUGACAGGGGCCGCUGAAGCGGGGGGCUGCAGCCCCCCCCCCCCCCACUUUUUUCCAAAACCAUGUACAAAAACGUAAAAAAUGACUAGAUCUAUAUGAUUGUGAUUUUUGCAUGGUCAGCCCCCCCCCCCCCCACUUUGUAAACCGUUCCGCGGCCCCUGAAUGACAUAUAUAGGUAUAUAAUAUGAUAUAUAUAUUCAUACCUUGGUCAGCUCGGUCUACAACUGACAGUUUCUAUCAGGCAGACAGAUAUACAUGUAUAUAUAUCUUCAGAUUUCAUUUAUAUUGAUCAUUCGUAAUUCCGAAGCUUCGUUAUUCCAAAGGUUCGGUUAUUCCGAAGCUUCGUAUUUCCGAAGCUUCGUUAGUCCGAAAACGAAAUGAGGUUCGUAAUUCCGAAGGUUCGUUAAUCCGAAACCGAAACGAGGUUCGUAAUUCCGAAGGUUCGUUAUUCCGAAAACAAAAUGAUUAACGUACCUUAUUUUGUUUUCGGACUAAUGAACCUUCGGAACAACGAACCUUAUUUCGUUGUUGGAUUAACGAACCUUCUGAACAACGAACCUUAUUUCGUUUUCGGAUCAUCGAACCUUCGGAAAAAUGAACCUUCGGAAUAACGCCACAAAUGUUCGGAUUAACGAACCCUUUUAAGUUUUCGGAUUAACGAACAUCGAGGUAUAGGCAAUUUACGUGUUUCGGAAUUACGAAGUGUAACCUGAUCAUUAACUAUAAGAAAGGGUCAACAGUCAUUCAUAAAGUCACACGCAACUUACGAACAGCUUUAUGAACCUUCAAUUAAUUUGUAAGUAUGAUCUACUUUUAUGUAUGUAUCAUUGAUUUAAUUGUGUGCUAUGCUUCAUCAAAAUUGUUCCCUGUAACAAGUAUUUGACUGUAAUUUUUUUUUCCAUUUUACCUCAAGAAAGGAUCGCCAGUUAUUCAAAAAAGUUUUAUGUACAUCCGAACAGCCUAUGACACACAUCAGUCAUGCAUUAUGAAAUAUUAUUUAUUUAAAAAUGUAUGUUCAUAUCCAUCGAAAGAAAAAAAUAUGUAAUAUCCCUUGGUCAGUAGAGUUACCCUGGGAAAUAACAUCCUCUAUACUUUAGCAUUUUCAAAUAUUUUUCUUGAGUUAUUAAUUUAUAUACCCUUAUUUUAUUUCAGUAUUGCUAUUUCAAUACAGGGUUGUUCUUUACUUAAUGCAUUUUUUUAAGGUAUAUAGACUUUUGUCUCUUUUUUACUUCCCACAUUCCAAAGAUGUGGUCAAUUAAUUGCUGAAACUGGUUGAAGGGAAACUUAUUUUUCAGCCUCUAUUUUCCAAAGGUAGUGUUUAUUUGUAAUAAUCGUGACAUUUAAUAAAUAUAUACUGCAUAAUA